UAAUAGAUAUAAAGGAAAGGAAGUGCCAGCCUGCAGGUUCAGAGGGACUCUUUUUUUUAAAACUCCCCUGAGUCUACACCUUGAUACAACCCCCUGCUCAAGCAAUCAUGUCGCAGAUGACUUCGUUCACUUCUCGUUCAGCAAGUGGCCCUUCUAAUUUUUCCCAGGUCCGGGUCAGCUCGGCUUCUUCGUCACAUGGAUUUAGAGGAAGCCUUAAGAAGCCUGGUGACUUUAGUAGCACCAGUAUGUUUAAUGUGGGCUCCAGCAACAGGGGGAAUAACCCAUCCUACUUUGUCUCACCUGGAUAUGGUAGUAUUCAUAUUACUCCGAGUCUCUUGUCCCCACUCAACCUGAGUAUUGACCCAGAGAUCCAUGCGAUACGCAAGGAGGAGAAGGAGCAGAUCAAGGUCCUCAACAACAAAUUUGCAACCUUCAUUGACAAGGUCCGAUUCCUUGAGCAACAGAAUAAAAUCUUGGAGACCAAGUGGAACCUCCUGCAGAAGCAAAAGACCGGAACUCGGAGCAAGAUUGCACCCCUCUUUGAGGCGUACAUUAACAACCUGCGGAGACAGCUAGAGGGCUUGCACAAUGACAAAGGACGGCUGGAAGGAGAAAUGAAGAACAUGCAGAAUCUUGUUGAGGAUUUUAAGAACAAGUAUGAAGAUGAAAUCAACAAGCGCACCUCUGCAGAAAAUGAAUUUGUCGUGCUCAAGAAGGAUGUUGAUGCUUCCUACAUGAAUAAGGUGGAGCUGGAAGCCAAAGUGGAUGGACUGACAGAUGAAAUAAAUUUCCUGAGAGCGCUUUAUGAAACAGAACUGAAUGAAAUGCAGACCCAGAUCUCAGAUACAUCUGUUGUCCUUCGAAUGGACAACAAUCGGAACCUGGACUUGGACAGCAUCAUUGCUGAGGUCAAGGCUCAGUAUGAGGAUAUUGCUAAGAAGAGCAGGAAGGAGGCAGAAACCUGGUACCAAAGCAAGUUUGAGGUCUUGCAAGCCACCGCUGGAAAGCAUGGAGAUGACCUGCGGAACACAAAGAAUGAGAUUGCAGAGAUUAAUCGCACAAUACUGAGGAUGCAAGCUGAGAUUGACAAUGUGAAAAACCAGCGUGCCAAACUGGAAGCCGCUGUUGCAGAAGCAGAGGAACGUGGUACACUGGCCGUCAAAGAUGCCAAGGAGAAACUGGAGGAACUGGAGAUGGCCCUCAACAAAGCUAAGCAAGACAUGGCCCACCAGCUGCGCGAAUAUCAAGAGCUGAUGAAUGUCAAGCUCGCUCUGGAUAUUGAGAUUGCUACUUACAGAAAGCUGCUGGAAGGGGAGGAGAGCAGGUUGUCUGAAGACGGAUCUGGUUUUGUAGAUAUGACUAUGCUCAGCUCCAUUGGUGGUGGUAAUAUCUACGGCAGCGGAGGUGGUCUUGGCUUUGGUGGAGGAUUUAAUCUGGGAAGUGGAAUGGGCAGUGGAGUUCUUGGUUUUACUCCUGGAGGCGGCUCGAGCAGCCUGAAAUCGACAUACAGUGUGAAAAGCACAACCAGGAGAAGCGUCAAAAAUUGAAAUAAGCAAAGAAAGGAUCAUCACUGAAUAAAAGAAAUGCCCCUUCCUUUCAUUGCAACAGAGAAGAAAAUAUGGGCUUGGGGAAAGGAGUUGUUUUUCCUCAGCACCCCAAAAUGGCCAUAACAUCCGGCAGUGAUGAAAGAAAUCUAUAAAUUCAUGAGCUCCUCCCUACUUACUUUAAACACCCUUAAUCUCUUCUUGUCCCCAUUCAGACCAAGGAGAACUUCGCUGUCAAUUUCACGGACAGCAGAGUAAACCUUGAUCAGAAAUAUCCAGAAUGUAACCACAUGCUCUGGUUUUGAUGUAAAAAAUGUGCUGCAUUUUCCUACCUUUUUUAUUGGGAGUGGCAAAGGAAUUAAACAAAUCACACAAAUAAAGCUGAGGCUAUCUUACUUUUCUCCUAAA
Molecule: messenger RNA, 1952 nt
Organism: Thamnophis elegans (Western terrestrial garter snake)
Lineage: Eukaryota; Metazoa; Chordata; Lepidosauria; Squamata; Natricidae
Product: keratin, type II cytoskeletal cochleal-like
Exons: 9
Coding region: 108-1547 (479 amino acids)
Biological process (GO): keratinization; intermediate filament organization
Cellular component (GO): keratin filament
Molecular function (GO): structural constituent of skin epidermis
Source: RefSeq, a predicted model, not a curated record